Messenger RNA from Coturnix japonica (Japanese quail), 1180 nucleotides. Its product is annotated as claudin-4-like. NCBI's taxonomy places the organism in Eukaryota, Metazoa, Chordata, Aves, Galliformes, Phasianidae. The record is from RefSeq and is a predicted model, not a curated record. Gene Ontology annotation, molecular function: structural molecule activity. Gene Ontology annotation, cellular component: membrane; bicellular tight junction.
GGCCGAAUGGAGGGAUGGGAAGCACUCGUACCGUGCCAGGGAACAAACAAGAGGUGCUUGUGCCCUGCCGGCAUGGAGCCCAGCACGGGGCUGGCAUGGGCCCAUGGAGGCAAGGGCAGGAGCUAUGGGGAGGAAACAGGUAGAGAAGCACGGAGGCAUCCAUGCAGGUCAUGGAGGAGGUGCUGGGAGCGAUGCUGGAGCAAUUCCCAUCCCGGAUGGCACCGCUGUCCCCCAGCACCCUGAGCUGGGCUCAAUCCAGGCGUCUCGUGCCUGCGGGCAGCGUGUGGCCGCGAUGCUGCUCCUGGGUGGCCUCAUCCCAUCCCUGCACGGCCCGUGGGAGCAGCGAUGGGCUGCCAUGGCCCCAUGGCCGUGGGGAGAAACGCCAGCGGAGGAAUCCUGGGAAACUGGUUCUUCCCCUCCGUCCGGUGCCGGGACGGCGGAGCUCCUCCCUCAGCGAGGGCAUAUAACGCCCGGCAUGGUCCCGGCGGGCGGCACUGCGUGGAGGGAGCGAUGGCCUCCAUGGGGCUGCAGGUGCUGGGCAUCGCCCUGUCCGUCAUCGGCUGGCUGGCGUCCAUCCUGUGCUGCGCGCUGCCCAUGUGGCGUGAGACGGCCUUCGUGGGCAACAACAUUGUGGUGGCUCAGAUCAUCUGGGAAGGGCUGUGGAUGAACUGCGUGGUGCAGAGCACGGGGCAGAUGCAGUGCCGGGUGUACGACUCCAUGCUGGCCCUGCCGCAGGACCUGCAGGCCGCCCGCGCGCUGCUGGUGGUGGCCAUCGUGCUGGCCGUGCUGGGCACGCUGCUCGCCAUCGCCGGCGGCAAAUGCACCACCUGCGUGGAGGACGAGACGGCCAAAGCCAAGGUGAUGAUCCUCUCCGGCAUCACCUUCAUCGUCGCCGGCGUCCUCAUCCUCAUCCCCAUCUGCUGGUCGGCCAACGCCAUCAUUCGGGACUUCUACGACCCGCUGGUGGCCGACUCCCAGAAGAGGGAGCUGGGCUCGUCGCUGUACGUGGGCUGGGCGGCCUCGGCGCUGCUGCUGCUGGGGGGGGCCAUGCUGUGCUGCUCCUGCCCGCCGCGCGGAGACAAGCCCUACUCCGCCAAGUACAGCGCGGCGCGCUCGCUGCCGGCCAGUAACUACGUGUAGGGCCGGGGAUGCCCCGCGGGGAGCGGGUCUGGGGCCGGGG